Molecule: messenger RNA, 683 nt
Organism: Ascoidea rubescens DSM 1968
Lineage: Eukaryota; Fungi; Ascomycota; Saccharomycetes; Ascoideales; Ascoideaceae
Exons: 1
Coding region: 47-433 (128 amino acids)
Source: RefSeq, a predicted model, not a curated record
GUUCUUUAGAACAAUCGCCAUCUAUAACAGACACAACAGAUACACCAUGGUUGAAAAGAAUCCCACAGAGUAUGAGGACAAACCUCCUCAAUACCAGCCCUACCAGGCUCCCUCAGGCCCUCCUCCCUCGCAGAGCAACGACAGAGGCCUCUUCUCAUCACUACAGCCUCCAGCUAGCGAGUACCAGAACCAGUACCAGAACCAGAGCUACCAACAGACCUAUCCAAACAAUUACCAACAGAACUAUCCUCCUCAGGGCUAUCCUCCUCAGAACCAGGGAGGCUACUAUGGUCCUCCUCCAGCUGGCUACUACUCUCAACCCCAGCCCAUCUACAUCCAACAGGAAACUCGAAGGCCCAGCAACACUGACAGCUUUUUGGCUGCCUGUUUGGCUGUUUGCUGUGCCUGCUGUAUGCUUGACUUUUUGUUCUGAUUAAUAUUCUCCAAUUUCUUGUUUCUUGCUGUCUGUCUCCCCUGAAUGCUCGUUAUCAACUAAUACCAUCACUAUUAAUUUCCCUUGUCAUCUCACUGUUCAGUUCCCUUUAUCCUGUUUUAUUUUGUUUAUUUUGUUCAUCUAUUCAUAUAACUAUGUACUUGUUUUCUACUUCUAUCUAAUAUAAUUCUAUUUAAUAUAAUUUUAUUUAAUAUUGUUCAGCUUCUUGUAUUGAUUUUCUCUCGAUUCA